This is a messenger RNA of Drosophila teissieri, 1048 nucleotides long. RefSeq lists its product as uncharacterized. The record is from RefSeq and is a predicted model, not a curated record. The coding region runs from base 146 to 559 and encodes 137 amino acids. Lineage: Eukaryota; Metazoa; Arthropoda; Insecta; Diptera; Drosophilidae. The transcript has 5 exons.
GUGUAGUCCUUGAAGUUGUGUUCAAUAGGUUUCAUUGUUCAAAACAGCACAUAUCGAGUCGGUCGGUCAAAAUUCUUACUCACAACACAAAAUUCUACAGUAUUUUAUUCAAAAAUAAUUUAGAAAUUUUUCAACUAGCUUUACGAUGUGUUGUAAGUCGUGUGAGGAACAACCAGCUGCAUGCUGCUCGAUGUUCUAUGCAUUUUUCUGCAUGGGAGCAGGUUUAUUUGCGUUCAGCUUUUCGAUGCACAAUGUAAUCGUAUCGGAACAUUCUAUUACACUUAUGGAUUGGUUACUGCAUAUGCAUGAAGCUGACUUUACGGAGACCCAUCUUACGAUUAUAUACUCUCUCGAUCUAGUUUUUGCCUUUACCUAUACCGUCGCAGGAAUUUGUUUGACCUGGGGACUAAAAAUGAACGACAAGGGGUUUAUUAAAGCUGGAAAAAUUUUAAGCUACUUAUUUCCAAUAUAUAACAUUAUUUAUGUAUUUCCAUUAGUUGUACAUAUUGGCUGUGUCAUAAAAUUAUGCAGACUCUUAAAAGAAAAUUAUGAUAAUUAAUUGGAUAUUCGAAAAACCUAAUGGAUGGAACGGCAUCAAAAUUGAAUGUCACAACAAAGAUGAAAAGAUAAAUAUUUAUAUAUAUAAUUUUGGACUAAUUUAAGUUUUUCCAACAGAAUUUAUACGUGGUAAAAUUAUGAAGCAAGAAAAAAAAGAAAAGUAGUAGUAGUCUCAGCCGAUGAUCAAAAUUGACGUUACGCAAUUAACACAAUACAUAUGCUUGUUGAGUAUUCGAAAAGAUAUAUCCUAACAUAUAAUACUGUAAUCUUUUGUUUACGGAAUUUUUACUUUGUAAAAAUAUUCAGCAAUAUAAGGAAAACGUGAAAAUUCGAAGUGAUUACGAAUCGGAUGGACUGAAAUUUGCAAUGCAAUUCCAAAUUUGUAUUUCAAAGCAGCAGCAAACAAAUUGAAAUCCGAGGGAAAUUUUUUGUGAAAUUGUAUACCAAGAUAAAUGGCAAUUGUAUUAAAAUAAAUAUUUUCGAAAAACUA